AUGGAAACUGUGCAGGAGCUGAUCCCCUUCGCAAAGAAUGAUGGCCCAGAAGCCAAAGGGAAGAUGGUGAAGUUAUACGUGCUGGGCAGUGUGCUGGCUUUCUUUGGAGUCAUGAUUGGCCUGAUGGAGACAGUAUGCAGUCCCUUCUGUGCGGGCCGAUGGCUUCAGGAGGACGAUGCAUCGGCGGCAGCGGAGCGAGCAGCCAGGCUCGGUGAGCACAGGAGGAGGCAAGCACUGCUGGAGAAAAGCAAGCAGCAAGAAGCCCUGAGAGGUCGGAGCCUCUCCAAUCGCCAGCAUGCCUCCUAAGAGCAUCACAGAGCAAAGCAGAGAGAAGCGAGCUGCCUCAGGAACGGGAGAGGAGAGGGCUAUUGGGAGAGAGGAAGACCCAGCCCAUGGAACAGGGGGUUCUGCACUUCUCUUUGGGAAGCUUCUGAUUUCUAAGGAAGAACUAGACUGUGACCGAGACAACAAGCACAAGGGGUUCUACACGAAUGUCUGGAGCUUAGUUUUUGCUGCUGUGCAGCAGGAGAGAGGGCUGAUCUGUCCUAACAACUAUAUAUCUAGAUAUAUAGAGAUAUCUAUAUACCUUUGCGGUAUCUGGGUGCAUGGAACACUGCACUGUGGAGAAAGGGUGGGGACGUGCUUUUAUAUUAUCAUUAAUAUUAUUACAAUGAUCACUAUUUUGCAUUUUGAAAUAAAAUACUUUUAUAAGA
Dromiciops gliroides (monito del monte) is the source of this 713-nucleotide messenger RNA. RefSeq names its product G0/G1 switch 2 (gene G0S2). Gene Ontology annotation, biological process: positive regulation of extrinsic apoptotic signaling pathway. The record is from RefSeq and is a predicted model, not a curated record. Gene Ontology annotation, cellular component: mitochondrion. Lineage: Eukaryota; Metazoa; Chordata; Mammalia; Microbiotheria; Microbiotheriidae.